CUGAAGCAGCAAGACCAUUGGUGGGUGAAAAGAUGGAAAGGCUUCAACUUCUACUGCUCCUGCUAAGUACCACAUAUUCCACUGCCUUUCCUGUUGACCCAGGCAGCAAAACUGAAGACAUGCACUUAGUUGAGGAAUAUCUACAACAUUUCUACAGUCCUCAAGGGGAGCCAAUUCCCCAAACAAAGUCAGGAGACUUUUUGACUGAAAAGCUGAAAAAAAUGCAAGAGUUUUUUGGGCUGGACGUGACUGGGGAGGUGGAUGCUGAAACAUUAGAUGUAAUGAAGAAGCCCAGGUGUGGCGUACCUGACCUAGGUGACUUUACCCUCACAGAAGGAAAUCCUAAAUGGGACAAAACUCAUCUCACUUACAGGAUCGAGUCUUACACCCGAGAUUUACAUCAAACGGAAGUGCAAGGAGCAAUCCGGAAAGCAUUCGAAGUCUGGAGCAAUGCGUCACCCCUGACAUUCGAAGAAAAAAAUGAAGGCACUCAAGAUAUCAUGAUCUCCUUUAACGUCAGAGAUCAUGGAGAUAACUCUCCUUUUGAUGGACCCAGCGGGGUACUGGCUCAUGCUUUUCAGCCUGGAAAGUAUAUAGGUGGAGAUGCCCAUUUUGAUGAUGAGGAACAUUGGACAGUACAAGGACCAAAAGGCACCAACCUGUUUCUUGUUGCUGCCCAUGAGUUUGGACAUUCACUGGGUCUGUCCCAUUCUAAUGAACCUGGAGCACUGAUGUACCCCACCUAUUCUUACCAAGAUCCUAGGACAUUUCAACUUCCUCAAGAUGACAUUAAUGGCAUUCAAACUGUCUAUGGACAAUCACAGAACCCACAACAACCAACUGGCCCCAUCACACCAAAAGCUUGUAGUUCCAGAACAACGUUUGAUGCUGCCACCACCUUACGUGGAGAAAUCAUGUUCUUUAAGGACAGGUUUUUCUGGCGCAAAUCUCCUCACAUACCAGAUAUAGAACUCAAUACCAUUUCCCUCUUCUGGCCGGGUCUGCCAUCUGGAAUAGAUGCUGCCUAUGAAAGUUAUGAAAAAGACCAAGUUUUUCUUUUUAAAGGAAACCAAUACUGGGCUCUAAAUGCCUACGAUAUUGUGCAGGGCUAUCCUCAAAGCAUCAACCGCCUGGGCUUUCCCCGAAACGUUCGAAAAAUCGAUGCUGCUUUCAGCGAUCCAGAAACUGGAAAGACCUAUUUCUUUGUAGGUGACCAGUACUGGAGAUAUGAUGAACACAGACAACAUAUGGAAAGGGGAUACCCCAGAAGAGUAUCCCAAGACUUCAGAGGAGUUGGUCCCCAAAUUGAUGCUGCUCUUAGGCAUGAUGGCUACGUCUAUUUUUUCCAAGGAACAAAGCAGAUACAGUUUGAUCUUAACAGCAAAAGAGUUGUUCGAAACAAUCUAAGAACCAAUACUUGGCUGAACUGUUGAGACAUCUCUGCUCAGUUCUACCUCAAAG
Messenger RNA from Sphaerodactylus townsendi, 1461 nucleotides. RefSeq names its product interstitial collagenase-like. The record is from RefSeq and is a predicted model, not a curated record. Gene Ontology annotation, biological process: extracellular matrix organization; proteolysis; collagen catabolic process. The transcript has 10 exons. Gene Ontology annotation, molecular function: zinc ion binding; metalloendopeptidase activity. NCBI's taxonomy places the organism in Eukaryota, Metazoa, Chordata, Lepidosauria, Squamata, Sphaerodactylidae. Bases 33 to 1433 code for a protein of 466 amino acids. Gene Ontology annotation, cellular component: extracellular matrix.